CUAUGACUGUGCAUGAUAAUAAGUCAGUUACACAAUAAUGUGCGCGGUCCCUUUAAGAGCCGGGAGAUCACGUGACCUCUUGUGCAACUCCAGCUCAGAGUGGAAGUGGGAGAGAAAGCCCUCCCUCUUUGUACUCCCAUUGGCUGCCAUGCUGUGCCCAUCAGGUUGGGGGAGCCUGAGGUGGCUGUAGAUCCUGUAACAAAGGCCAGGGUGACAUAGAAGGGGGGUGCUUGCCCCAUCUCUGCCUCCAGUGUGCUUUACUGGUGUAUGAUCCUUCUGUAGAUACCCCCCUCUGUAUCUAUAACAAGGGGCCCAGGACCUGCUUCAACAUGAAGUGUGAAAACUGCACCAAAUCGGUAUGUAUCAAGCUCUGAUCUAUCACUAGCACCCAGGAUAGGGGGGGAUUUAACCCUUUCACACAGCCAGCCCUGCAAGUUUGACUUUAAUGGGCUGUGCUCCUGGGUUAAUGCAUGCUUUAUACUCUUGUUUACAUUGUAUACAUGAAGAUUCUAUUUUUAGAAUGUCUGGCUUUUAGACAGGGUGAAGUUUAAUUCUGAGAUUCUAAAAUAAGAGAUUCUAAGAUGAUUUUAGAAUCUAAGGUUUAUUCACUAAACAGUGACUGGUGGUAAACUACAAAAAAAAAUGAGGGCUCAAUUAGCCAAGUUGGGAAAACAGCUGCAUUUGAGACUUACUCCAGUACAGCUACUCUGGUCUAAUGUUUGCAGUUUGACUUUCAGUACAAUAGUAUUCAUUUUUUAUUUUUUUUUUAAAUGGUUAUUCACUCAAUUCUGAAUUGAAAUGUCAAUUCGUGGGGGGGGAAGAUUUUGGAAAAUUCUCUAAUUCAGUUUUUGUCACAACUUGACUAUUUUAGUCUGAAUUUUGACAUCAGGUUUUAAUUUACUACAGUUUGGGGUUUAGUAAAUAUAAAUAACCGUGCGAUUAAACUAUAAGGGAUUAUUCAGUAAACAUUAAGUGGUGAGUAACUCAAAACUAAAUCACAAAAUUCAGGGUAAAAUUGUUAAGUUGAAAUGGAAAAUUUUUGCAGAUCAGUUAAUUUAACCCAAAUUUUGCAAUCUAAUUUACAGUUCACCACCGUCUGCUCUAUUGAAUAUGCCCUCUCUACGUGUGCAGCAUGUAGUGUUACUGUCAUAUGGCCAACUAACAGGGUUUUUUAACAAAGUGAGAAUUUCAUUGUACAGCGCUACGGAAACUGAUAGCGUUAUAUAAAUAAUAAUAAUAGGGUUCAAGAGUGCUUUGAAACUGCAGAAUUUUGGGGAAAUGUCAUCCUAAAAUUAAAAUUUGGUACACCUUUUUUAUUUGCACAUCUUUCAGUGCGAACGUGUGUGACAUUUACUCAGUGAUAUUGGUUGUUACAAGUGACCAGAAGCAUUUUAAGCUAAGUCAAUAUUUUUGGAUUAAUGGGAAAACAUAUAAAAAAAAAUUUCCACUUGUUAUGAUCAGCACAGCACACCGUGUGACCGCAUUGGGUAAUAGUGUUUUCUGAAAUGAAAGUGUGUUUUUACAAAAUUGCAAAACUUAGGCCAAAAUAGUUGUAAAUGUUUUAAAUAUUCUCCAAUAUCUAGUGAAUUUUUAAAAGUUCAAAAUGAAUUUCAAAUCCCUAAUUUUUCUUUUCCCUUUACAAUGAAUCGUAGUGACUUAAAAACUGUAUUGUAAAAUUUAGGUACAAACAGCUGAUUUGGGAAAAAUAUCUAAAAUAAAAUACAGCUUACCUGUUUUAGCGUGCAUUUUGCAGUUUGGUUUUCCAAUCCCUGUUUGGUAAAUAAAAUCAAGUGUUCACAAAACUGCCGAUCUUAGGAGAAAAUAGUUGAAUUGUGGGGAAAAUAUCUACACACUAUUACACGUCCUACUAUUUCCUGAAUUAGUGGUUUAUUCAAUAAACAGUGCGUUGACAAACAUUGCAAAGUAGCCAACAUUGCAAUAUAGCUAAACAACAGAUUUAAAAAAAAAAAAUAAUAUUUUGUUACUGGCUUAUUUUGGGUUUAAAAUGUUGCAACUCAUUUAUCAACUCACAGUUAAGUUAUGAAGCAAUUACUUUAUCUCUAUUUAUGGAUGUAGACGAAUGUUAGUGUAGGCACAAAGUGUAAUGGAAUGUUUGGGACUGUAGGACACAGUUUUAUAAAGUUUGACAGCCUGUGUGGGGUCAGACAAAUUCUUUGAAAUUAGAAUCAUAGACAUAGAAACGUAGAAUGUGACGGCAGAUAAGAACCAUUCGGUCCAUCUAGUCUGCCCAAUUUUCUAAAUACUUUCAUUAGUCCCUAGCCUUAUCUUAUAGUUAGGAUAGCCUUAUGCCUAUCCCACGCAUGCUUAAACUCCUUCACUGUGUUAAUCUCUACCACUUCAGCUGGAAGGCUAUUCCAUGCAUCCACUACCCUCUCAGUAAAGUAAUACUUCCUGAUACUUCUUUUGCUGUGGUAGUUUUUCUUCUUCUAAAUUAAAAAUUGCUUCUGCAUCCCCCCCUUCCCAUUCAUGUUUUGCCCCUAAAGCUAUAGCAACAUUUGCACCGCGGGUAACCAGUAACCACAAUGUAGCUGAUAUCGCAGUUUAGGUUUUAGGGAGCGAAAUAAUCUAUGAUUUCAUAAAACAACCUCCAGCAGCUGGAUAUUCUAAUAUCCAAAGCUAAAUUUUUACUUGCAAAUGGCCUCUUGCAAAAAACUGUAAAUAGUUGGUAAAGGAAGUAUGGUGAUUCUAGCUUUAGAGCAUGGGUGCCCAGCCUGAACAGUGGUUUUUGUAGAGGGGGGACUGGGCAGGGGAUUUUGUACAGGGGGGACUGGGCAGGGGAUUUUGUACAGGGGGGACUGGGCAGGGGAUUUUGUACAGGGGGGGUACUGGGCAGGGGAUUUUUGUAGAGGGGGGACUGGGCAGGGGAUUUUGUAGUGAGGGGGUACUGGGCAGGGGAUUUUGUAGUGGGGGUACUGGGCAGGGGAUUUUGUAGAGGGGACUGGGUAGGGGAUUUUGUGGGGGACUGGGCAGGGAUUUUGUAGUGGGGGGUACUGGGCAGGGAUUUUUGUAGUGGGGGUACUGGGUAGGGGAUUUUGUAGAGGGAUGGGGCAGGGGUUUUGUAGAAGGUGGGGGGUUGUAGAAAUGGGAUUGGGCAGGGGUUUUGUAGAUGGGGUGAUUGGGCACAGGUUUUGUAGAAGGUGGGGUUUUUUUGAAGGGGGACUAUGCACGGGUUUUUGUAAAUGGGGCAGGGGUUUUGUAGAAAGGGGGUUUAGAAGGUUUUUUUUUUUUAAUUGCCUACUACUGUUGUAGCAGGCAUUAAAGAAAAAUAGAAAACAUUUUAAAAACAAUUUACAAAAAAUAGUGGUUGUUUAACAUUUGAAUUGGGGAAGAGGUGUGCCAAAAGCUAUAGGUACGUCUCUGAGCACAUUACAUUCUGUGCUCCUCCUGCACAGCUUCCUCAGCGCCUCCAGAGAGCUGUCCACCGGGAUAUGACGUCAUCCCUGCAUCACUGCUGGGCGCGCAAGGGCCCUAUGCAUGAAGAGCACAGAGGUCCCAGACUCCAUCCCAGCAGCAACCACUGGCCACCAGGAAGAGGAUCCACUCCAGCGCUCCCAGAGCAAGUUAGGGAGGCUGGGUAGACCUCUUUAGUAUUAAAUGUGUGUGCAUGUGAUUUUUGUGUAUGUGUUUUUGUCAGUGAUUGGCUGUGUGCGCGGGGGGAGCAGGGAUCUGUGAACAUGUCUGUGAUUAUGUUUGUGGGUCUGUGAUUUUGUGUGUGUGUAUUUGUGAUUGUGCGUAUAGGUCUGAUUGUGUGUGUCGUUGAUUAUGUGUGUAUAGAUUUGGGACUGUGUGUGUGUAUUUGGGGCCAGUACAAACCUUUAUCUGGAAAUCUAUUCAUAAACAGGGCUAUACAUAGUACACGAGGUCACACAUUUAGGCUGGAUGAAAGGAGAUUUCAUCUUAUGCAAAGAAAAGGUUUUUUAUACAGUAAGAGCAAUAAGGAAAUUGAAUUCUCUGCCUGAAGAGGUGGUUUUGUCAGUCACUGCAGAGGUUUAAACUGCAAUUGGAUAAAUACUUACAAAAACAUAACAUACAGGGCUAGAAUUUCUAAUUAGUGGGGUAAUAGCUGCUUGAUCCAAGGAGACAUCUGACUGCUAUUUUGGGGUCAAGAAGGAAUUUUUUCCUAGUUUGUGGCAAAAUUGGAAGCGCUUCAGACUGGGUUUUUUGCCUUCUUUUGGAUCAACAGCAACAACAUAUGUGAGGAAGGCUGAACUUGAUGGGCACAAGUCUCUUUGUGUGUGUACUUAUACACGUUUAUAUGUUUAGUAGAUAGCUGCCUAAUUUGAUAUUCUUAAAUAUGCCAGUCCCACACAAGGAUAACAAAUAAGGGAAUUAUCUACUAAACAAUUAAAAUAUCAAAAUUAAGAAAAGGGCUUUUAAAUAUAUAUUACUUGUAUACAUUAUCUAUGAUCUAUAUUAUAUAUUUUAUGUGUUGCCCAAGACAAUUCCAAUGCGCUCAAUGCGGCCCAGGGAAGUCAAAAGGUUGGCCACCAAUGCUUUAGAGGGCCAAUGAUGUGGAUUCGUAUAUAAAAAUUGGACAUUUUAUCACUGGUGUGGCUAUUGAAGGGCCAAGGCACACGUGGCACCGGGCUUAGAGCCGUGUGGGGGGCCUUGAAUAAACGUCUUCUGCUGAGUUAAAAGCACUAUUGCACUUUCUGGGUAAGCUAGCUGUAAUUAGAACUCUCUUUAUAUGUGUGGGUAAUUAAUUGCAGCAACAUGUGACCCUCUGGCUGUUAAACAAAAAAGUCAGGUGGGUUCUUAACUAAAUCUCUAUGGCUUCUAAGUUCUCUAAAUAUUUGUCUGUUUGCCCCUAAGCUGUUUUGUGUGCUUUGAAAUAAACAGAUGAUCCUGUCGUGUUUGUUAGGUUUAUGCAGAACUGAAUGGCUUUUAUAUUUUUAACAGUAUGCUAUGAUACUUUUUGAAUGUCAAGUCAUUUGCUAGCAAAGCAUCUGGUGGUUAGAGGGCUGAGAUAUAGGUGUCCCCUGUAAUGCUGUCAUUCAGUUACAUAGGAGCCCAGUUGAAGAGUUAUUUAGUAAAUAGAAACUAGACCUUACCCAUGUGAUGAAUUCCUUAUUACCCUUCUUCUGUCUUUUUCAAUUAGCUUUCUAUAUUGUUUUCCUGUUGUGUGUUUUUUGUUUGUUUUUGUUUGUUUUUUUAAGAGUUGGGCAAUGCAUGAAAGAUGCUGCCGAUUACGCGUUAGAAUUGAUUAGUUUCAGGGAAAAAAUGUAUCAAAUAGUUGAGAAGGGCUCCUUUGCAAUCGAGGCUCUCCCUGCAGCGCAUGAAUACUGCAUACUCUUGGUCAUCACUUUUCGCAUUCAACCCAACAGCACGCAGAAAGGCGUGCAGGAAAACGUGUUGGUUCUGCUAAAUCUAGUUUGGUUAGAUUAAAAACAGGUAAAGUAUUAGGGGUCCAGGCACUCCUUGGUUCAAGACAGGCACUUUAUUGGGAACCACAACAGCAACGUUUCGACCCCAAAAGGUCUUUGCCAAGCUUCUAUUAUACUAUUAUAUACUAUUAUAUAUACAUUUACUAUUCAAGAUUAAAAACAGGGUCAUUUCCAACUUGUGAUUAACGAAAAACCAAUCAAAAUAAACCAUGUGUUUAGGUGUAGAUUUUGCAGAUGUUGCUGGGUGGCUGAACGUUUUCACUUUAAUGUUAAGAUGUCUGUCCUCAGGAAUGCAGCAAAAAAAAGAAGAAAAAUGAGAGUGGGGCGUCUGAAGAUGCUGAUCCGCUGGCUGUUGCCUUCGCAGACGGCGAGGAGGUGAGAACUGACUGCCCUCUAUCCAAAAAUCAUCUUAUCUGACACCCAACAUGUGCUUUCUUAGGUUACCCAACCCUUCAUGGCCUUAUCUCUAACCCUCACCCCUUUCUCAGUCCCUCUCCUGCCUUCUGUCCUUGGCUGCUGCAGAUAAAUUCAUAAUUCAUACUUGUGACUGAAUUAUGAUGCAGACUCCAAUCAUUCCGAUGCUUUGCCUUUCACUUAUAUUUACAUAAUUAUUGAUUUAUAAUGAAUUUUGGAAAAUGCAGCGUAAGGUGUUUGCAGAAUGAGCUUGCAAUUAAAAAAAAAAAAAAAAUGUUUACACUUUUUUUUUUUUUUUUUAACUAAAUGUUGAUUCUAAAUGCCGGUAUUUCGGACCUAGAGUGCCGUUAUGGUCGGGAUCAGUCUGAUAUGCAAAUAGUAUCGGUUCGCUCUGUAAUGGCCUAAGUGAGCAAAAACUAUUUUGUGACCCGAUCGUGGAUUUACAGAGUUUCUCUAACCUUUUGUCCGUUCCCAGAGUUGUCAUAUUAUCCGUUUUUAUGCUACGGGCUUGUUCUACCCUAAUCUAUUUUAAUAAAAAAGUACCCUUUCUGCCUUAUUCUGACUUACCAUUUUUACCCUUUAGGCCUUUAAAUACAUUGUAUUCAAACGUUUCUUUAUGUGGGGGGUAGGGUGGUUGGGAGGGUUGGGUGUAAUAAAUUGAUUAAUAAAACUGGGCAUAGAUGGUAUUUUGCUAAAUUCGAAAUUAAAGUAAUUCUAAUGUUUCGUAACGAGUUUGCUGUAUAUGAUGCUUAAUAUAAGAUAAAAAUAAUAAGAGAGAAAUCAGUUAAUCAAUACGGAUUGCUUAAUUUAAUUCCCUAUUGCAGGACAUUAAUUAUGCAUACUGUAGGGCAGCCCUUUUCAAGUCAUGCCCCUCAACAUGAAGAAAUGAUAUGUGGCCAAAAAGCUUGGUGGGUCUGUCCACCUUAGCUGGGAUCCAAGGUUUUGGCUACCUUGUUCCUUCUAUUUGCAUCUUUAUCUUUUCUCACCUAGAAGUUUGUCUUUGAAACCAUCUCACUACAUUUAAGUCACUAAUUACCAGCGGUUCCUUUCUCUCUCCACAAGAACGAGUUCCACCGACUCACUGAAGCUCGUAUCUUUCUGAGUGACUGCAUGGCCUGCGGAAACUGCGUGACGUCUGAGGAGGGGGCUCAAAUCUUUGCUCAAAACCAGAAAGCAUUUUUCAAAGUACUAAACCUUAACAAGGUAAGAAAAACUCAUUGGAACUUGUGGUUUCCUCAAAACCUUAAUUUAAAAAAAUAAUGAUCUUUGUUGCUUUUGCAGAAAUGCGACACGUCCCUGCACCGUCUGGUGGUUGCUUCUGUAAGUCCACAGUCCGUACCUUACUUUGCCGUCAAGUUUCGUCUGUCUGUCUGUGAAGCGGCCAGGAAGCUCUGUGGUUUUCUAAAGAGCCUGGGUAAGAUACUGUUAAUGCUGUAAUGUUGUUGUGUUAGCUUUUGUCUUUGACCAAGGGUACAGUAACCAAGGAUACACAGACGCCCUAAGUAACACAUUCAUUGGAAAAUAUAACUGAAAAUGUUUUAAAUGGACACCCUAAGCUGCAUUAGCACUAUAGCUUGCUGUAGUGGACGCGUUGCCCACAAUGUCUUGGAGACAAAUUCCUCUGCAUUCUCUAAUGGAAUUAGUGUUUUAUGCAGUCUCUGAAGAUUGCUAGAUUCUGUAUGAGUGGACGCUGAUUGUACUUGUUAGUAAAGUUAAUACUGGUUUGAUCGUAGCGUAAAGUAGAAAACCUCGCAUUCUCCUUGGGGGAUUUCUGAGUCAGUUUGAAUAAUUUAGUUGUGAUCUGAUCAGAGAUCUAUAAAGUGCUAUCUCUGCUUCUCCAUAUCCACCUGGUGACCUGCUCUAUAGAACUAAACCGAAUACUUUAGGGGAGAUCUUAUCUUUAAAGGAUCUUAACAUGUAUACCUGGGAGGAAAGACGAGGCAGGGGGAUAUGAUAGAAAUAUUUAAAUACAUAAAGGGAAUCAACACAGUAAAGGAGGAGACUAUAUUUAAAAGAAGGAGAACUAUCACAACAAGAGAACAUAGUCUUAAAUUAGAGGGGCAAAGGUUUCAAAAUAAUUUCAGGAAGUAUUACUUUACAGAGAGGGUAGUAGAUGCAUGGAAUAGCCUUCCAGCUGAAGUGGUAGAGGUUAACACAGUAAAGGAGUUUAGGAAUGCGUGGGAUAGGCAUAAGGCUAUCCUAGAUAUAAGAUAAGGCCAGGGACUAAUGGAAGUAUUUAGAAAAUUGGGUAGACUAGAUGGGCCGAAUGGUUCUCAUCUGCCGUCAUAUUCUAUGUUUCUUACCAGGGAUCUAUAAAGUGCUAUCACUAAUUCUCUAUAUCCACCUGGUGAUCUGCCCUAUAUUACUGAACACAAUACUCUAGGUGAGAUCUUACCAGGGACCUAUAAUAUGGUUGUUGAUGUCCCACGACUCUGCCUUUCUAGGUAAGGGCUAUUAGAGAUAAUAUACUCUCAUGUGUCUUUUUCCUUCUUCUCUCUCGCAGGUGUCCAGCAUGUAUUUGACACAACAAUUGCUGCUGACUUCAGCAUUUUGGAGACACAGCGAGAUUUCAUACAAAGAUUUAGACGGCAGACUCAGGAUGAACACGCCUUCCCCAUGUUUGCCUCUGCAUGUCCAGGUAUGCUUCAGAAGAGGACUUCAUUUUGAUCUUGCCCGAAUAUUGGUAAACUGACUUAGAAUGAUGGCUAACAGGUUAUCAUCCUUUCCAUCAGUUUUGACAAUCUGCAGAUUUACAGAGUAUCCAUUGACUGACAUGACUUUGCAGUCUGCUAGGGACAGACUGCAGUUGAAUGGACGGCAACUACAUAGACGGGUUUACAGCAGUCAGAUCAGAUAACUGGGGCAUGACUCUGCAGUUUCGUUUAGUAUAUACAUCAUCUGGUAUUUGUAUCCCUAAGGUGCAUGAUCUAACAAUAAAAUUCACAGAAUUGGCAAUCACGGUACAGACUGUCUUGGACAUUACAGCAAUUAAAAACAAUAUCGGAGGAAACUAACACACCAUGUACCCUGUCCAUGUCAAUAAUGUGAUUGGAUGUGGUAAACACACUAGGUUAUAGGUCAUGGAGUGAUAUUUCUAGUGUGAAACUUGUUUUCGCAAUCUUCCAUGCCCAGAGCAGUUCACUCCUUUUCAGGAAACUGCUGAUGUAUGGGAAAAAUCAGUUUUGCUUUGUGUACAUUUAAAUCUUUAAAUGCCUUUUUAUGAGCUCAGCUUUCGGGAGUUUGUUUCCUAAACAAACAAUGACAUGGCAAAUAGUCUGCAAUCUGCUUCUAGACAGCCACAAGACUUGCGAGGGAAAGGUGAUCCAUCCAUUAAUAUGAUCCUUUUCAGAAAUGGAAACCUCGUUGGUCAAUCCAUCUGUAAACACAUACAGAGGUUUAUUCACUAAAUAGCUAAAUAAGAACUGAAAGGCAAAAAGUGAUUUGUAACAUUCUCUAAAAGUUCCAUCUUGACUAUUUUGGUCCGAGUUUUACAAUUCAGGUUUCAGUGUUUAAUGAAUAAAUCUACAAGGUUGUUGUUCAAUAAAGCAAGAAUUGUCGGGCAUUUAAAAUUCAUUUAGAAUUUUACACCAAAAUAGUAGAACCACAAUGAAGCUCACCAGGAUUUUUUUUUUUUUAAUUUUUCCUUUUCAAAUUCAGCUAUUGUGCAUAAAACUUUAAAAACACGUUCUAUUCUUGACAAUACACACUUUGAUGAAUAACUUGGUGUACACAUAUAUUUGAAAACUAGUUUUUUUUUGGGGGGGGGGGAGGAGUGAUGUUUGGACUAAUUCUAGUAAAUAAUGCUUUUCUACUCUACAUGCAUUUAUAAACCAGAAUUCUUUAUUUUGGUAUAGGUAUUAAAAACUGUUUACAGAACACCAACACAGUUUUCAGCACUCGAUUCUAAGCUACAUAGUAUAAUCGAAAAACAAUUCAUGCAACAGGUAUAGAGAGCUUGGCUAGAAAAUGUAUAAUACAAGGAAAGACAACUGGGUAUUUUGCAAUCGACAGUGAUACGAGUGAAUAGUGUCUUCUUUGCUAACCUCUUGGGAAAUGUUCUCUACUCCCUGUAAUAUGUUCAGAGUGUGGUGCAAAUGGCUUGUGCUUGCUAUAGAAUACAAAUUUAGAAUUGUGGGUGUUUUUCCUUGUCUUACUCUGAUUUUCAUUUUUUUUCCAGGGUGGAUGCAGUAUGCCGAACGAGUACUGGGUGACUCUGUGACUCCACACAUUUGCACGGCCAAAUCCACCCAGCAGAUCAUGGGAUCUCUGGUUAAAGGUUACUUUGCUUCUCACAAGGUGGGUCUGGGUUUUAAAAUAUUAAUAUUCUGCUAUUUGGGCUAAAAUCUAAAGUUUUGUAUUCUGUAUGUGUCGAAUGUGUAAAAGUAUGAGUGAAAUUUUAUAGCUCCUUUUAUUUGCCAAUCGGGCAGCCAUGAGAUUAGCAGGUUCCCACCAUAACCUGAAACCGUGUGUAAAGGGGGAAGUGAUAAGGUGGCCCCAGGCUUCCUGGAUGAUCUAUUCCAAACUACUGUUGUAGGAACUACAAAGUAACACGUUGGUUCUACUGAGAUUUAAAAUGCUGACUACUUGCAUGGCAAUAAAGACAAGCUGGCGUGAAUUGCUGAAUUACAUAAAGAGUAGACAAUUUCUUUGUUAGAGAGUGGUAAGCGUUAAAAGAUUUUGCUGUGAGCUGGUCGGCCGGGGGAAUGAUAGAGAUUUCCCUUAUAGGCCUACACCAUCAAUCCAGUCUUCAGUGACACACAGCGGUCGAGGAUUUGCCAGGAUCCCCAUUGGAAUUGCAUUGUAAAACUCCCUCAAUCGUGUUUUUUAGGGCUGGUUGAAGACUGGGAUGUAGAUUUAUGCAGUGGUCAUGGUGAGCACGGACUGCGAUUUGUGAACCUAAAUCUGUGGAUUUGUCUUCUUCUUUCACUCAGAACCUUUCUCCUGACAAAAUAUUCCACUUGACCAUAGCCCCCUGUUACGACCGGAAAAUGGAGGCCCUGCGGGAAGAUUAUUACACAGCUCUGUAUAAAUGCCGGGAUGUUGACUGUGUGCUUACCUCAGGUAAGUCUCUCUCCUUCUUUCUCUCUGUAAGCUGGACAUGUUUACCCAACCAAUCAGAAUCUAAAGAGGUCAACAUUCCGACUGACAUGGCAAUAUUAAGCUUAUGUUACAGUUUAUUUUUAAUUUUUGGUGGGGUUGUUUUUGUUAUUGUUGUUCUUCAUUAAAGGGGCACUUCAUGCACUAAAACAGCUAAAGGAAGUUGUUAUUCUGCCAGAAGGCCCCACGGCACAUUCUUAACUUCAGCGGUUAUACCAUUCUCGAACGGUUUAAUCCCAAAGUUGGCUAAAGCGCAAAUGUCAACUCCUCCCCAGGCGGCAUCCGGCUUCUAAAAUUUCAGUUUCUGGAAGUGUGGUGUUCCGCUGGGCAGGUGGUCUGCUGAUUGGCUGAGAGCAGUCAUCUGACACACUCAGCCAAAUAAUGACUCCCCAUUCACAAAACUGGCCUGGGAAAGGUACAUUUCUUUCCAAGCCUGUUUUGCGAGUGUGGAGUCACUGCUUGGCUGAGCGCAUCAGCUGACCUCUCUCAGCCAAUCAGCAGACCACCUGCCCAGCAGCAUGCCACGCUUCCUGAAACUGAAAUUUCAGAACCCGCAUGCCUUCUGGCGGUAGUUGAGAUCGGCACUGGAAGCAACUUUGGGGUUAAAGGAACACUAUAGUCACCUAAAUUACUUUAGCUAAAUAAAGCAGUUUUAGUGUAUAGAUCAUUCCACUGCAAUUUCACUGUCAUUUAGGAGUUAAAUCACUUUGUUUCUGUUUAUGCAGCCCUAGCCACACCUCCCCUGGCUAUGAUUGACAGGUUUCACUUUCAAACAGAUGUAAUUUACCUUAAAUAAUUGUAUCUCGAUCUCUAAAUUGAACUUUAAUCACAUACAGGAGGCUCUUGCAGGGUCUAGCAAGCUAUUAACAUAGCAGGGGAUAAGAAAAUCUUAAUUAAACAGAACUUGCAAUAAAGAAAGCCUAAAUAGGGCUCUCUUUACAGGAAGUGUUUAUGGAAGACUGUGCAAGUCACAUGUAGGGAGGUGUGACUAGGGUUCAUAAACAAAGGGAUUUAACUCCCAAAUGGCAGAGAAUUGAGCAGUGAGGCUGCAGGGGCAUGUUCUAUACACCAAAACUGCUUCAUUAAGCUAAAGUUGUUCAGGUGACUAUAUUGUCCCGAUUUAACCCUCUUGAGGUAAGAGAGCGCUCAGGGGUCUCCUCGCACCAUAAAAUCUUUUAUUUACAUGAAUUUGUUCUGCUGUCUCAUGCUGCCUAACUUGCAAUGUUACAUUUUUGGCACUGGCAGUAAAUAACAGAAGCUCCAUUUUUAAACAAGCCCAUCAAUGCUGAUUUGCACCAGUGUUUUGAAAAGUGCUUUACUGUCUUGUUUCUGGUCGUCAGGAGAAAUCAUGCAAAUAAUGGAACAAAGAAACUUUUCCAUCAAAGAAGUCGAAGCCUCUCCAUUAGAAAAUGUGUGAGUUAUCACUUCCUUAUUAUAAUUUUAUUUCAUAGCAAUGAGCCAUAUCCACAGUGCCGGGUAAAUUGAGUAAAGAGUAUAAUAAUGCUCACUGACAGGCUGAAACAAAUGCAUACAGGUGGGUUUAAGGACAGAUGUACAUUAUAUACAGUGGAAGAUUUAGAGUAUAAUUAAAACAGUAAAAAGAUACCAAAUUCUACAAUGGGUGUCAAAAGCGACAACACACUGACGUGAAAUUUCUUCCAUACCCGUUUUCCAUUAAUGGAAUGUGGGGGGUUUUAGUUUCAGUGGUUGCUUUGUGGUUUUUCACAUGGCUUGAAUCUUAGCACACACGGCUUGAAUCUUAGCACACACGGCUUGAAUCUUUAGCACACACGGCUUGAAUCUUUAGCACACACGGCUUGAAUCUUUAGCACAAACGGCUUGAAUCUUAGCACACACGGCUUGAAUCUUAGCACACACUGCUUGAAUCUUAGCACACACGGCUUGAAUCUUAGCACACACGGCUUGAAUCUUGGCACACACGGCUUGAAUCUUGGCACACACGGCUUGAAUCUUGGCACACACGGCUUGAAUCUUGGCACACACGGCAUGAAUCUUAGCACACACGGCAUGAAUCUUAGCACACACGGCAUGAAUCUUAGCACACACGGCAUGAAUCUUAGCACACACGGCUUGAAUCUUAGCACACACGGCAUGAAUCUUAGCACUCACGGCAUGAAUCUUAGCACACACGGCAUGAAUCUUAGCACACACGGCUUGAAUCUUAGCACACUCGGCUUGAAUCUUAGCACACUCGGCAUGAAUCUUAGCACACACGGCAUGAAUCUUAGCACACACGGUAUGUAGUAUUUUUAAUUUGUUUUAUUUUUUAUCGUUUUUGUGUCUUGCUGUAAAUGUACUAUUAGUUUUUGCAAUGUAGUACAAAGACAGGUAUAGGAUCCACCCGCUGAGUUUUCUGAUAAUACAUGGUCUAAAAGCUGAAUGAAUUUCCUUCCUCUAUAACGAUUAACUAUCCUGGUGAUCUGUUGCAUUCACCCUGUACACUAAGACAACAAGAAUUCAAGCCAUACAGAGUCUGGUCUGACAACGUCCCACUAGAGUGCAUUCUGUUGCGUUUUUGGUUGUUUUUAUUUUGUAGAAAGAAACCUCAACAAUCACAAGUAUAAGGUAGAGAGUGUUCUAUGUGUAGAACAUUGCAGGGGACAGACAGUUUCUUCUAGAAAGAAUUGCAAGAUUCCACUUGAAAGCAAAGUAGUUUUGCAUGUGAUCAGAUUAAGUGUUCAAGCUGAACCUUUUUUUAUUUUUUUAUUUUAGUUUUUUAUGUUUCCUUCCUUGUGUUAAUCAUCUGAUUUCAGUCAUGGGUUAGGUCGUCAGCCUCUAUAGAUUAUUACUGAGAUGACAUUUUCCCGUAUAUAAUAUCUGUACUGGCUUCUCUUGCAGGUUUGCUGGAAACACUUGUGAGUUUGUUCGCCACGAGGGCAUUGGCUCUGACGGGUACUUGGCACACAUCUUCCGACAUGCGGCUAAGGAGCUCUUUGACAUGGAUGUUAAGGAAAUCACAUACAAAACGCUAAAGUGAGUGAGCAGGCCACUGUGAUGCUAAAUAUUGAUCUUUACCUUAAUGUAACUUUGGUCUUGUUGACCAAACAGAGACCUAUUGCAUGGUGAACCCAACGUGGUCCUGUAGUUGUCCUUGUUAAAAAUAUACAAGAGAGAGAGUUUGGGUGAGUCAACCGAGGGGACAGCUUGGGAAGAGAUCUGGGAGAGUCAUCCUGGGUUGUCCAUCUUUGUCUCAUAACAAGGAGCCUUGUCUAGAUCAUUCAAUUCACUGUUUACAGGAAGCUCAUCUCAAAAUGUAGAUCUUUAUGCAUAUAAUCUCUGAAAAUAACCCAUCCAUGAUAAAUCCCUGAAUAAAUGGAAAUGCUGUAGAAUACUGUGUAUAUAAUGUACAAUUAGAUUUUUUUUAUUUUUUUUGUGGCGACUUUCAGAAAUAAGGAUUUUCAGGAAGUUUGCCUUGAGAAAGAUGGAGAAACUGUCCUGCGCUUUGCUGCUGCUUACGGCUUUCGCAAUAUUCAGAAUAUGGUACUUAAACUGCGCAAAGGGAAGUUCCAUUAUCACUUUGUGGAAGUCCUGGCCUGUCCUGGAGGUAAGAAUCUGAAUAUGGCACUAGGCAGAACUUUUAUUCUAAACCUGUCACCUUUGCCCCCUAAAACAUUGCCCCCUAAAAUACAAAAGUGAAAUGAAAUUGCAGUGUCUACUGUCAAAUACUACCAUAUACAAUGUUCUUGUCUAUGACUGCCAAAUCUAUUUGUGAAGUAAAUCCGACUUUUCUAAUAAAAGAUUUAUUUAAAAAAAAAAAAAAAGGAUUUAAUUGGAAAACAUAUAUAUAUUUUUUUUUUUAUGAAAAUAAGUCUUGUUUGUGUGUGCAUGUUUAUUGCUUUGUUUUUAUGAAUUUGCAGACUUCUCAGAUCUCCUGCCUGGUAAUUAUAUCUACCUGCUAUCUGUAAAUAAAUGUUAUGUAUAAUUACCAGGUAGGACGAAAUACUAGCAGUGGUGCACUGCAGUCAACAACUAAUGAAAUGUUGAUUGUUCCAUUUUUUUUUUUUUUAAACAUAUGCCCCAGAAUUGCUCUAUAUACACAAUGAUCAUUCUUCUGAAAAUGUUUCCUACAUUAAUUGUCUGGACAGUUCCCAUGCAUUUUUUUUUUCCGGUAUGUUUUCUUUGGGGAUAUAUGGAAAAUAAAACCUUGCUAAAGCUGCAGAUAUGCUGUCUGCAGCCUUUACAAGCCCUCCCCCUUUUUCCAAUGCUGCGUGGGCCACUUCCGAUGACAAAAACAUCCCUUGCUUCUUCUCCAUAACAUAAAAGUGACAAUUUCUAUUGAAAUUGGCACUUUUAUAAACCGUCACAAAUGCAAAGUUCCUUUAAGCUCAUGUGUGUAACUCAUUAGUGGUCACACACUCAUUUGUACUUGAGAUUCUUUGAGUUGCAGUUUUAAAUUAUUCUCUUGCCUUUUCACUAUGAAAUACUGGAGCCCAACCCACCAGACAAGUGGUGGUGCCCUUUGAGACUGCAAAUUGGGCCAAGCCUCAUAGCAAAUCUUUUGAGUUCAUCUGGGACAUUGAGUUUGCAAAGAACUUGCUGCUACCUCUAUUAUGGAGAGGAACUUUAAGAGUCUAGCUACAAUGUGCCCUCCUAGAAUUGACUCUCUGUACUUGGCCCUGGAUUGCGUACAUUUUAGACAUUUAAUUUGGAUACUAAAACUUUGAGAUUGCAGAACAAACUCCAUUGACUACCACUGUAGCAGUAUAUAACUCUAUUUUUUUUUAUUUCCUGUAUCAGGAUGCCUGAAUGGAAAGGGUCAGGCACAGACUCUGGAUGGAAAACCAGAGCGAGCAACUCUACAUGAGAUGGAAGAGGCUUAUACGCUGGUCCCGGUACAGAGUCCCGAAAAUAACCCACACAUACAGGAGCUCUAUUUGAACUGGCUUGAGGGGGCAGAGUCUCAGAAAACAAGGGAAAUGCUACACACCAAAUUGGUCCCCGUCUCCCAAGCUGGAGCACGGCCGGACAUGAAGUGGUGACGUUCUGUAGACGCCCACCGAACAUUCGUACUGUUCUAUGCAAGGUGGCCCUUAACUCCUGCCCUCACAAAUUCCAUCAGUAGCCUCAGAAAUUUUUUUUUUUUUCUUUUCAAAUAUUCAUUUGUGGGCAACUUCAUACUUCAAAUCCCUUCCUGCAACCUGGAAAAGCUGUUUUGGAGAAUCUGUAGCCAGCAACGUUAAUAUAUUACCUGUGAAUUUACACAAUGGACCAACCAAAAUAAGGUGGUUGAUUUUGAGUUCUACUGGAAGAAUGUUGUCUUAUCUGCUGUAGGUUUUGGUGUCAGGCAUCUGCGGAAAUGAAACCUGAACCUGUUGUUCAGCAACGUUGGCGCUUGUCAGCUAAAUAAUAAAACUGUAAACUAUUUGCUGCUAGAUUGGGCUGGAAAAGUUUAAAUUGGCAGUGCAUAUAACUAUACUUUUUGUGACUGACAGGGACUGCCACCUGCCGAGGCCUGAUUUAAAUCUAAAAUAAUUAAGCCACAUUUAGCACAGUGUGUUCCCAUUAUUGUCCCACAAAAAAACAAUUGGUUGGAGACUAUAGGUGUGCAAACCAACUGCCUUGAUUGAAAAUAAUUUAUAAGCUGUUACCCCUGCCUGUUUGUCUUUAAAUAAUAAAUGGUGCUUUAUGUCAGUUGCUGGCUUGCAAUAUGAUACACCCCUAAUGGUUCAGGUUUUAGGGACAUCCCAAUUCUCUCCCAACGGGGAUACUAUUACAACUGAAACUGAUUAUGUUCUGCGGGAGGUCUAGUGUAGGUAUGGAGGACUUAAUGAGUAAUCUGGUCCGACUACCAUUGCUGAACCAAUUUAUAUGGAAGUUCCUUUUCUCAGGAGGUAAACUCAAAUAUCUACCUUUUAACCUGUACGUAAAGUUGAUUAAUAUUCAUGUAAACAGACACGUUAAGCACCGUCACUACUGCGGCUUUUUGUAGCGGAUAUUGUGCAAAGAGUCUGAUUGCAGUGCCCCAUAAUGCAUCCAACAUUUGACAACUGUGACAGACUGUGAGAACUGGUUUAUCCCCCGAUAAUCCAUGAUGUUUGCACCCUAUUACUGCUGCUCAAUUUUGUACGUCAUUGUACACUUACAUAGAGACAACUGCUCAAACAUUAUGAUAUAAAAAUGGGUAAGGAGGAAGUCAGUACCUAACGGAUGGGAACAGCCACUGCAAUACACUGUAGUGGUUAUAGUGCUUAGUGCGUCUGUUUAAUGUGGUGCUGGACUCGCUAGCUAUUUGAUUAAAUGUUGUUGAUUCCCGUUUUGUCUUCAAAGUGUUCGACUUCCUUAAAACUACCAAAGAGGCUGGAAACUUAAUUUGAAGAUACACAUAUGCGCUGCUAAUAUCUGUGUAAUAUUUCAAAAUACUAGCAUUGUUCUAACUGGUGUCUAACAUACCACGAGGCAUGAAUGUUACAUUUCUCCCCGGUACCGGUAAUUCUUUACUUUGUUUUCUUGUUGUCUUUGAGUUUGUGUUCGAUGACUAGCAAUGCAUUCGUCCAUAAACCAUGUUUGCAUGGGUCUAUUUAUUGUAUUUGCUCAUCGAUGCACACACUUGGAAUAAAUGGUAGACCUUUGAAAUUGUUCUGCUGAGUUACAUUUUAAUUUUAUAUUUUAAUUCCAGUUUGCAUGGGGUAUAUUCUUGGAGUGCCUAUAAGAGCC
Pelobates cultripes (western spadefoot toad) is the source of this 17591-nucleotide messenger RNA. The record is from the annotation of a GenBank genome assembly. Lineage: Eukaryota; Metazoa; Chordata; Amphibia; Anura; Pelobatidae.